Molecule: messenger RNA, 4644 nt
Organism: Lytechinus pictus (painted urchin)
Lineage: Eukaryota; Metazoa; Echinodermata; Echinoidea; Temnopleuroida; Toxopneustidae
Exons: 3
Coding region: 620-4138 (1172 amino acids)
Source: RefSeq, a predicted model, not a curated record
GAACUAGCUAUGAGGUACAUGUAGUUGCCUUUGUCUGGAGUACAAGUUUAUUAUGUGUCUACUAUUUAAAUACGCUGUAGGUUUCAGCACACUGGAAGAAACAGCAGAGCUAAAAAUGGCUGGAAGAUCAGGCUGAGUUCUUAUUAUCAGUAGGGAUGCAUACGCAUUGUUGUCAACAGGGCAGUGACAUCAUCAGCUACGCAUACAUGUUGACACAUACCUCCAUGCAUGCAUGACCCCACUUAAGGCUUGCAUUUUCUGGCAGAACUGCAGAGAAGUACCAGUACACGUUUGAAUUCUUUUGGAAGCAUUUCUAUCUUUACCAUGGAUUGAUCAUUCUGACUGAUUAUGAUGUCAUUUUCCAAAUAAAAUUCUGUGAAUCAUCAUUGUAAUUGAAUGAGAGCCAAGUUAGGUAGCAUCCUGUUCCUCUUCUUCCGAUGAUCAAAGCCAAUUGUGAAAGUUUAUCCAUUCUAAACGAGAAAGUCGACCACAGUGGUUUUACCAAAUACCAAUUAAAGGUAUUGACAAGUGAGACUUGGGGCUAUGACCUAAUCCUUGAGCUCCAUCUGGUAGGUGUUAAAUUAGAAACCACAGUCAUCAUUGAGUAGAUAGCGCAACCAUGGUACCUCAGGACGACCGGAGGGAAGCAAGGCCCGUGAAUCAUCUACAUGAUCACAUCCAUCCAAAGGAUGAGGCCUUCCAGUAUCGAGGUACACAGCCCAUGAAAAUGGUCAAGCAGUUUGUCAAGGAGAACCAUCCCGCGAUCGUAAUCUUGCAGGGUUUCCUUUUGUUGGGUAAAACUAGAACAAGCAAGGAGUUUGCCCGUCUGCUGGCGAAGCGAUUGCGAGAAUCAACGGAUUGCGCCAAGGAAGUUUACACUUUCCUGUUUGAUCUAAAAAAUGUUGAAUCAGCAGAGAAACUGCCAAGUUAUAUCUACAAUGAUUUAUGCAAAGCUGAAAUAAAAGGCUUUGAGUGUAAUGUCGUAGAUAAUAUUGAUCAACUCAGUGAUGCCUUUAAAAAGGCAAAUGAUUGGAACAAGGUAUUUGUACUUGUACUUGACAAUAUUGAUAGAGUUCAUGACAGGGAACGGCCGAAGAUGCUUGAGUUUAUCCAGGAUUUUGCAGCUAUCACCAGAAAUGUGCAUCUUGUCCUUACCAGUGUUACUGAUGUGAAUCUAGUGAGAGAUCCCAAUAUGUUCAUGAAGUAUCAUUUGAAGCCAUUGGAGCCAGAUUGUGCCAAAGAAUUGCUGCGGGAGACAGCGGGUAAUCCAGAAGGCUUUGAUAGGCAUGCAGGUGAUAUCGUCUGUCUGGUGGGUGGGUCGCCGUUAGCUCUAAUGAUCGCAGGGAACGAGAUGAACAAAAAGUCCACCCAACUGCCAUACACUCCCGAGGACUUUGUUGAAGUCAUGAAAGACUCGUCAUCGUUAGCCCUUCACCUUGAGAAUUCCCCUUCAGAUGAUCAACUAGUAAAGAGAAUAACCGAUAUUGUCAAGGACAAUUUCAGUGAGUUGGAGAAGUUAGUAAUGGCAAUGGACAACCCACAAGUAUUUACUCCAGAGGACUUGAAAGAUGCCAUGGCUGCUGCAUGUGGAACUCAAAAGCAUGCAUGGGAGAUCAAAAGGAUUGUUCUGUUUGUCCUACGAAAAUCUAUGUAUGGAUUUAAUGAUGAUAAUGGUAGUGCUGAAUCUACACCUCUAGUGAUUGAAAUAUUGAAGGAAACAUUCUGCCAGAUGACCUCAAAGGAUGGUUUCCUUAAGGCUUUCAACAGGAAUCUGGUGAACACUAUAGAUGACACAAGCCACUUGAUGAGGUUGGUAGCAAAAGGGCUUCGCCAGGCUGAAAUCUGCCUUCUUAGAAAUCAUGUGCAUCAAGAGGUGCAGAAUCUGCGGAGCAUCGUCAUUUCAAAAGCCUGUGAAUUGCUUCUAACAAUUGGAGUAGAUGAUAAGACCCUGAAUGACUUUCGCUCAAAGAGUCUACACAUUAAAAAAGAGUGGGAAGAGUUGGAGGCCAAACCAGACAGAAUACAUGUACAAGUGGGUAUUCAAGAGAGUUGCCCUAAUCCUGAAGGAAAGUCUGUUGAAAAAGAAUUAGAGGCCUGUAUCUCUCCAACAUUUCCACCAAACAUAUUGGCCAAUGUGAAAGAAAGCCUGGCCGUCGGUUCUUCAACAUCUUCAGUGCAAGCAGCAAAUGUUGAAAGUUCUGACGAAACCAAACGGGUUGACGAACCAUAUCAACAGAAGGAAAGUGGAGACAAAGAACAAAAUGCGAGUGGAAAGACCCUAAUAGCUGGAAUAACCAGGGUAGUUAGUGAAACAACUGUCAAGGGGCAAGCUUCAGAUAGUCUUCUCUCAUCAUGCAGUGUCAAGACCACAGUUACAAAAGAAGUUAAUUCUAAAACUGCCCAUGUGAAUCAAGAUAAAUGUGUGACUGCUGUAUCCUUUUCUCAAGCAAGCACCCUUUCAGAUGCAUUUGGUCACUUUUCCAUUAGACAACUUAGUGAACCAGGUUCCCUUCAUUCCACAGAUUGCAGGGAACCAUCUCAGGAGAGCCUGCCGUUGCAUGGUACCUACUCCGCCUUGCCCACACGUCAGGACAACCAUGUCCUCACAAGUUCUCCAGACGUUGAAAGUAGAAAACAGGGUGAUCAACAAGAUAUUGAUACAGGAUGUAAUGGGUUGUCCAGGAAAGAAGCGACAGAAUCAGAAUUUGAGGAUUGGGAGCAUGGAGAUGGUGAAGAGGUAGGUGAGUCAAAGGAAGAAACAAAUGCCAAUGGCGAACCUUCUUUUAAGGUUCCUCAGCCUGACAGAAAGGAGCAUCUUGCUGGCAGUGAAAUGAAUGGUGAAGAUAACAAGCCUCUGCAUCUGCACGACAUUCAGACAGCUGUUGUCACAUCUAAUCCCAGGAUCUCCAAUGCCACUACCACUGGAAGACAAAGUGAUAUUCUGCAGCAGUCUCGUCCACAAGAUAGAAGGAGACAUGAAACCAGGGGACCGGGUAUCCUAGGGCUGCCUCCUGCAGCUGCAUCCUUUGACUCCCGUAGACAUCCACCUGUUCCUGGAUAUCUAUCCCAUAAUCUAGCAUUGCACCAAAAUCCCUCCUCUCCACGUAUGGAUAUAAGAUAUCCAGUAGACUGUAGAUUCAUGCCUGCCAGCCAACCGAUACAGGAACAGAACUAUAUGGCACCGGGUCUUCUUCAGCCAUCAAAUGUCCAAGCGUUCAAUAACACACCUUACAGUGGAAGUUCAGGUCACUACAAUCACUUUGGUAGAGAGUAUAACGAGCGUGAUUUCGAUCAAGGUCCCGGUUCUCUUCAGCAAUCACAGGUCCAAGGUGAUAGGCUCCCUAACACAAAUUACAGUGGAGGUUCCGGCCAGUACAAUCAUUUCGGAAGGGAGUACAAUCAGUAUAAUAUUGUAGAGUCCCACAACCCAAGCAGUAUCCCUGUGCAGAAAUUGACAAAGACAUUUGAUGAAUUAUCUCUAGAGCGUGAGCCACCUCCUUCAAGUGGUAUGUCAUAUUCACCUUCAGACUUUCAGCAGCAACAAUCCAAGUGUGUCUACCCUCCUCAGAUGAGUGCGCAUCCUUAUCAUAGCCUUGUAUCCACUCCUUCUCCAUGCUUCCAACCUCGGGGACCCCCCUCUCAUAAUGUCCAAAGUCCCCCUCACACCUUGAGAAUGUAUGGGGAUUACCAACCCGGCAGUGUCAGGAAUAGCCACCACCAAGUACAAGGGCCACCUCAUGAUAUUGAUCCUUCAUCUCAGAACUCAAGAUUGCGAUCCCGGGGUCCAUCAAGUAGGUUCCAACAGUCGUAUGGUCCCCCGUCCCAAAACCAUGUCGGUACCCCACCUCCCCAAUCCCAGGUCCAGUCACCCAGUUACAGAUAUCAACAAUCUCAAGGACCACCCUUCCAGAGCUUCCAGAGCAUGGGAAUGCCCCCUUCUCCAUGCUUCCAACCCCGGGGAACCCCCUCAAGUAAUAUCCAAAGUCCCCCUCACACCUUGAGAAUGUAUGGGGAUGACCAACCUGGCGGUGCCAGUAAUGGCCCACCAAGUCGACCUUAUCAAGGAGAUCAUGUCCACCGACAACACGGUCAGUAUCAACCUCAAUCUAGGUAUGAUCAAAGAAAUGGUCGGUACUAAAACCAGUCAAAUGUCAUGAUUUCACUUGGUUGAUAACUGUCAUGUAACAGGGUCCCUUUUCCUUUAUAAUGUCCAGUCACACAUAUUUACAAGCAAUAAUUCCAUGCAAGAUUUGUACCAGUAGGCUAUUUCAUAAUUUUUUUCGUGCGACAUGUUUUGAAGAUUGUCUUUUGAGUUGCCAAAAUGAUUUUUUUUUUAUAUAACACUCAUUUCACGUGGGAUUUUGUUUCAUGUAGAGUUUUUUCAGAGAAAAAGGUAGAAGGUUACUGCAUAAAUGUACACUGUUCUAUAUUUUGAGGCAAUACAAACACAAAUGGCCAAUGAAUAUAUAUUAGCAAUUCAUAAUAAGUUUAAUGAUUAAAGAUUGACCAGCAUUUCAUGGGGAUUUUCUCAUACAUGAAGAUUCUUUUUGAAAGUUUGUUAUGUUCUCAAAUUAUCAUGGCUUCACCAGUCCAUGAAAUCAAGUAGCAAUGGACAAAACGUAAGUCAGAUGAUAAAAAAUAUAA